Messenger RNA from Dioszegia hungarica, 927 nucleotides. RefSeq names its product PLC-like phosphodiesterase. The record is from RefSeq and is a predicted model, not a curated record. The transcript is spliced from 4 exons. Gene Ontology annotation, molecular function: phosphoric diester hydrolase activity. The coding region runs from base 1 to 927 and encodes 308 amino acids. Gene Ontology annotation, biological process: lipid metabolic process. Lineage: Eukaryota; Fungi; Basidiomycota; Tremellomycetes; Tremellales; Bulleribasidiaceae.
AUGGCAGACCUGCCGGAUCAGAUGCCAUGGCAGGAUCUUGCGUUGGUGGGAACGCACGACUCCUCUGCGUUCCACGGGUAUCCAUUCGCCCAGUGCCAGCAGCCAUCAACGAGCAUCACACAGCAGCUACAUGACGGCGCCCGCUUUCUCGAUCUUCGCAUGAGAGUGGUGGAUGGGGAGCUUAUCAUGUACCAUGGCAUCCAGAAUCAACGCGCACUCUUCACCUCCAUCCUAUCCGAAAUCCAUACAUUCCUCUCUCAGCAUCCCUCCGAAUCCCUCCUCGUCUCCCUCAAAGAAGAGGUCCCGCCCAUCCAUCCCGACUUUGCGGAACUGGUAUGGGACGCCCUCGCACCUCACGUGGAUCAAUACUGGUUUCUCGAGACGCGUCUACCCACGCUCGGAGAAAUCAGAGGAAGGGGGAUGAUCAUGCCCCGGUUUCUGAUCCCGGAUCCGCAGCCAGGAUUGUGGGACAAGGGAGUGGGACUGAAGUUGGAGUCAUGGCCGGACAACAAUCCUGCUGGGUUUGAGCUGGGAUGUGGGGGAGAUAGCAUCAGGGUGCAGGAUUGGUAUGGCGUCUCCAGCAUCCUGAGGAUACCUGACAAAUUGAAAGUGGUGACGGACCAUCUCCAGCCAACUAUCACGAAAUCGUUCCCUCGAUCAGGCUGCGCGUUUGAGGAGACACGACCCCUUACCAUCUCCUACCUCUCCGCCGCUGCAAUUCCCCUCGCGCCCCCUCAGCUCCUCGCCAAAGGCCUCGGUUGGCCAUCUAUCGGACUCGGCAUCGAAGGUCUUAAUUCUCGCUUGACAAGAUGGCUAUUGGAGCUCAUGUACGAGGGGAAGAGGAUAAGGGGAAUAGUACCUAUAGACUUCUACAGGCAGGAAGGGGAUCUCGGGGCGUUGUUGGUGGCGAUGAAUUACACUCCUUGA